GACGAACUCUUCCUGCCCUAAACCCCCAACACGUACCUCGAUCUCAGCUUCCUCUGCUGCCCUGUUUCUGAGAACCAGAAAGCUCCUCCCCGCGAAUAAUAAUGGGAAACCAGUAGACUUUAUAUCUGAUCGCCAGCGAAUUCUCUGACCAUGCGGUUCCACGGAGCUCAACGGGCCGUUUGUUUGGCCCGCCGGUCACUUCGUUCGAUCCUCUCCGGCGAGUCUUUCGACGCCGCCGCUUCCAUAUGGGCCUCAGCACGGUGGCAAGUUGCGGGGAUAUGUACCACGUCAAGGAUUCUCGCUGAUAUGAAUCAGAAAACUGGUAAGUCGGCCAUUGGCAAUUGGGGAGCUAGUCUUUUUAAUAAUUGCUCCCAAAUGAGGCAUUUUCAUGGGACUAAAUCAAUGUCCGCUAGAGAUUAUUAUGACGUUCUUGGAGUGAGUAAGGGUGCAAGUUCUUCAGAUAUUAAGAAGGCGUACUAUGGGCUUGCAAAGAAGCUUCAUCCCGAUACAAAUAAAGAGGAUCCUGACGCUGAGAAGAAAUUUCAAGAGGUUCAACGAGCUUAUGAGGUCCUAAAAGAUGAUGAAAAGCGAUCACUUUAUGAUCAGGUUGGUCCUGAUGCAUUUGAGCAAGCUGCCUCUGGAGGAGGUCCUGGUGGGCCGUUUGGAGGUGCUGGAUUUGGGAGCCCAUUUGAUGACUUCUUUUCCGGCGGUGGAAUGAAUGAUAUUCUUUCGGCAGGGAUGAGCAGCGGAGAAGUAGGAGCGGCUUCCUUUGGAUUCCUUCGGCAGGGAUUAGCAUCAGCUUCCUUCGGCAGAGAGCAGUGGCUUCCUUCGACAGAGAUGAGCAGCGGAGAGGUAGGAGCGUCUUCCUUCAGCGGUGGCUUCCUUUGGAUUCCUUCGACAGGGAUUAGCAUCGGCUUCCUUCGGCAGAGAGCAGCAGCUUCUUUCGGCAGGGAUGAGCAGCAGCUUCUUUCGGCAGGGAUGAGCAGCAGAGAGGUUGGAGUGGCUUCUUUCGGAUUCCUUCGGCAGGGAUUAGCAUCGACUUCCUUCGGUAGAGAGCAACGGCUUCCUUUGGCAGAGCCCUAG
Molecule: messenger RNA, 1083 nt
Organism: Phalaenopsis equestris
Lineage: Eukaryota; Viridiplantae; Streptophyta; Magnoliopsida; Asparagales; Orchidaceae
Product: chaperone protein dnaJ GFA2, mitochondrial-like
Exons: 8
Coding region: 151-1083 (310 amino acids)
Biological process (GO): protein refolding
Cellular component (GO): cytoplasm
Source: RefSeq, a predicted model, not a curated record